GACGCGGUUAUGAACUAUACAAUUUGCCGCAACACGGGUGAGGAAAGAAAGGCUUCGCCGAACCAGGCCAGUCUGCACAUUUCCGGAAGGAAACACUAAUAGAAAGGUCGACAGUAGGACAAAAAGAAGUGACCAUGGCUAUGGUAGGACUGAGAGCUUCCUAUCACAGGAUGUUGGAUCGGAUCGAGCACUUACUCCCAGCUAAACUCAGACCCAUCUACAACCACCCCGCAGGUCCCAAGACUGUCUUCUUUUGGGCACCCAUGUUUAAAUGGGGUCUGGUGUUUGCUGGCUUAGCAGAUAUGACCAGACCAGCUGAAAAACUCAGUACAUCCCAGUCUGCUGUGCUGACUGCCACAGGUCUUAUUUGGUCCAGGUAUUCACUAGUUAUUAUACCUAAAAACUGGAAUCUCUUUGCUGUCAACUUUUUUGUUGGAGGUGCAGGUGGAUCUCAACUCUUUCGGAUAUGGAAGUACAAUCAAGAGGAAAAGGCAAAGAAGAAAGCUGCAGAGGCUUGAUUCCACUGACACAUCAGUGUCAUUUCUUGGGUUACAAAGGGAUUCCCAGCUGAGCCUUAUCCCCAGAAAAUGUUGUCUUUUUUAGCAAUUAUGUAACUUUAAAGAAUUGUGUCUAGCAUAUUAUUUCAUGCCAUCUUUUGAAUAUCCUAAAUGUGAUUUUAAAGACUUAGUCAGUAAACGCACAACAUGUUACUUGUUAAAUUACAUGUAAUAGUAUUCAUUUAAUGUACCUAGUGCUUUAUAUGGAAGAUGCUUUCCAUAGUUCUUUUUAUUGGGCUACAUACUGUAAACAUCACUUGUAUUCCAUAGGAAAUAUUUACUAAGCAUUUGUGGAAUUUUCAGAUUUUACUUUUAGUUUGCUAAAAUCAUAUCAUUAAAGUUGCUGGGAAUCUA
Messenger RNA from Trichomycterus rosablanca, 911 nucleotides. It is a transcript of the gene mpc2b, whose product is annotated as mitochondrial pyruvate carrier 2b. Gene Ontology annotation, cellular component: mitochondrial inner membrane. Gene Ontology annotation, biological process: pyruvate import into mitochondria. NCBI's taxonomy places the organism in Eukaryota, Metazoa, Chordata, Actinopteri, Siluriformes, Trichomycteridae. The record is from RefSeq and is a predicted model, not a curated record. The transcript has 6 exons. Gene Ontology annotation, molecular function: pyruvate transmembrane transporter activity. The coding region runs from base 135 to 518 and encodes 127 amino acids.